Molecule: messenger RNA, 225 nt
Organism: Drosophila serrata
Lineage: Eukaryota; Metazoa; Arthropoda; Insecta; Diptera; Drosophilidae
Source: RefSeq, a predicted model, not a curated record
AUGUGCGGUUUUGGUUUCAUGGCUUACGGUUUUGAUUGCUGCCAUCGCUCAAUUGAUUUUUCACUAAUGCCAUCGAUUGGCAAACAAACCGAAAUAAAAGUGAAAUGCAAAGCAUUAAAAAAAGCAGAACUUAAACGCCAAAAUAAACAAUUUGUCAAGCCGAUGUGUGCGUGUGUGCGCGAUGUGUGUUUGAGCCAAACAAUUCAAAAAAUCGACGAGAGAUGA